AUGACCUCCCAGUCCUCAACCAGCAGAGCUACAAUCGCCCAAAUAUGGGAAGAAUCGAUCGAAGAAUAUGAGAAGGCGACCGGCAAAAGCCUCCGACUAGGGAAGUUCAAAAGCAUGGACGAGAUUAUGGCUGGCACUGAAACCCUGUCGAGCAAGUUCAAGGACUUUCGCAGCGAUGAGUCCAAAGUGACGAAAGUGCGAACUGCAUUGAAAAAUAACAUGUGGUUGAUUCAGAAGGUGGUCAACACAGUUCAAACCGUUGGCAACGCCGCAUCAGCCUUCCCACCAGCUAUGCCCGCCAGUUUGAUCUUUACGGCCUUCGGACAGGUCAUGCAGUCAUUUGCUGACGUCUCUGCCGAUUAUGACAAGGUUAUGGGGUUUUUCGAUUUCACACAUCGAUUUUUCGACAGGCUUUCUAUGAUCGAGCAGAAGAUGCCCGACCUGCCUCAGUUUCAACAUUGCGUCAGCCGUGUAUUUUCGAGCAUACUCAAGAUUUGCGCAAUUUCACAAAAAUACUGCAAAGAAAAACGAUUCAAGAAGUGGUUUGAUAACCUGGUAAAUGGAACUGAUGGAGAACUGGCCGGGGCCAGGGCGCAGUUGGAGGAGGCAAUAAACGAGAUGAAUGAAGCCGUUGGUCUGGCUACUCUAAGGACGGUCGAGAUCCUGGAUGAGGUUGUCGAAAGCAUGAAUGGAAACGUUGAGUUUCUCGUCUCCAGCGCUACCAUGAUCGAUGAGCGAACAGCGGCCAUUGUAUCAAACACGAACACGAUUUUGGAGCAGAACCAGAACCUUGCAUCCAGGCAGGGGGAGAUGAGCGAAAUGCAACGAGAGACACUCGCAAAAAUGACAGAACAAUCUCGCAUGCUCAAUGGAGUCAUCCAGCUUUUUGGAUCUGUUCAAAUUGGGGAAGGAUUUUCCAAUUCCUUUAAGACCAGUCUCUUGAAGGUGGACGUGAUUAGGCUGCGGCUCACCCGCUGGGGCCAGUCUGUCGGAUUGGCAAACUUGGAGGAUCUCAAAAGUCUGCAGCAGGCAAAGUUCUCACCCGAAGACAUUCCCAAGGUUGAGGAGUUGCUGGGCGGUAUUAUGGACCAAUUUUCCGACGCUGAGACCUAUGCAAACCGAUUUAAGCGUAAAAACCCGUCCACGUCGACACUUGACCCUGCGAAGGAACUAGACUCUGUCUCCGCAUCGCUUCACCAGCAAAUGAGUGAGUUCGCUAAGAGAAGACAGGGUGAUUCCGAGCUAGACCCAGCAAAUGAUGUGGCAUUCUACGAGGAGAAGUACUUUGUUCGACUGAUCGAAGACACUAGCACUCUAGUUGAUGAUUUGAUCGAUCUGUUCCCGGCAGUGCAAGCAGUUCAGCGCAAGCUUUGUGAGGAAGAGGUGGCGGAGAUGAACAAAAUCAAAGACGCCCUUCCUAUACUCAAAGAAGUUGCUGCUGGGCAGGACAAGAUGCUGAGUGACACUGUCGUAAAAGUCAUUCAGUCGAGUACUACCUACACCAACAGUGUUGUCUUUUCAGGAACCAACUCGGGCUUUCAGAUAGGGAACAACAAAGGCAGGAUUAGCAAUGUGCGCUUCGGGUGA
Molecule: messenger RNA, 1587 nt
Organism: Penicillium daleae
Lineage: Eukaryota; Fungi; Ascomycota; Eurotiomycetes; Eurotiales; Aspergillaceae
Exons: 3
Coding region: 1-1587 (528 amino acids)
Source: RefSeq, a predicted model, not a curated record